Molecule: messenger RNA, 1246 nt
Organism: Aspergillus eucalypticola CBS 122712
Lineage: Eukaryota; Fungi; Ascomycota; Eurotiomycetes; Eurotiales; Aspergillaceae
Product: type 1 glutamine amidotransferase
Exons: 3
Coding region: 58-786 (242 amino acids)
Cellular component (GO): cytosol; nucleus
Source: RefSeq, a predicted model, not a curated record
CUGAAAAGCUUAUAUCGUCCAUUUAGUGUAGCAGGAACUACCAGCGCAUCCAACACAAUGGCCAACCAAUCGUCACUACGCAUCGCAGUCCUUAUCAACACACCCCCUGGCAAUGAUUUCUGGAACGAUGUCCGCGGGUCUUAUCAAGAUGCCUUUGAUGUUAUUGCACCAAAUGCCGAGGUGGAUAUGUACGAUCCCGUGUUUGAAGGAAAUUUCCCCAAUUCUCAAGAGUAUGACUUGAUCGUCUUGAGUGGAGGGAAAGCCGAUGCCUCAUCCUCGCAGCCCUGGGUCCUUGGUGUUUUGGACUUUCUCCGUAGGACUGCGCGGGAGUCACCAAAGACUAAGAUCUUGGGUAUCUGCUGGGGCCACCAAGCUAUAUCAAGAGCAUUUGGCGGAGAAGUACGAGCAGUGCCUACGGGACCCAUUGCCGGCCUUGAAGAUGUGAAGUUGACCGAAGCUGGAAUGAAGUUUUUCUCUACCCGAUCAGGUGUUAAGACCUACAGAUUACCGGAGUUUCAUGUACGAGAGGUGGCCCGACCUGGAGUAGGCUUUAUUCACCUGGCGGAAAAUCAUGAAAUGUUUGUUAAUAAAGAAAAUACUGUGUUGUCGUUCCAGGCGCAUCCAGAAGUCCAGACUGAACUGGCCAAGAAGAUGUUGUUGGAGGAGGAUGAUGUGUACAAUGGCAAUCAUUCGGACCGGGAACUACAGGAACAAUUGACGAAGCUGAAACGGCCAACAGAUGGCUUUGAAGUGCUGAGACGGGUUAUAGAGUGGGUUAGGGAGUAGAUUGAUCCUAUUUGCAAUAUAAAGCAUGGGUCAUACAAGCAUGAUAGAGGGGUUCUCGAUCUUCACAAACUGUCAUCCUUUGCUCGUGUACAUUCGCGAUGUGACACUGGUCAAUCAGAUACUUUAUAUUCAUAGUCAUUUUGCCUGGAACGUUGAGGUCUUGCGAUAGAGCCAUGAUGACUCAUGCUAAUUCCAUUACUAGGGCCGAUCCCCUGUAUGCAGUGUAACGGGGAAAGCUCACAUCCGGCGCCACCUGAUCCUACGAAGACAAUAUCCAUGAAUGCUGCUAGGAAAUAGAGUCAGUAACUUGAACUUACCGCUUUCAUCAGCCGAUAUGUUACGUUCCUCUUGUUGUGGCGCCAGAUGACUCAAAUCACCUUCUCCGAAAUGCCAAGAACUAUACUCGAUCUCCGCGGAGUCAAUCUUCCAAAAUCUCUGGACCUGGCAACUUCAUUUAGUC